UCGUUGUCUGUGAGAAUAGAGACGUACCGCUUCUGGAAGACAACGUUAAUUUCGAAUCAUAGUGAAAUUUCUAGUUGCAUCAAGUGCAUAUCACAAUACAAUAGAAUCAAAGACAAAAAUCACGACAACCAUGAUGAYAAAAAGAUCUUCAAUUGUAGCAGUAUUAGCAGUGCUAUCCGGAGCUCACGCUUUCUCUCCAGAAGUGUCUCGUCGACAGAGUUUUGAGGCGUUGGUUGGGGGAGUAGCAACAAUAGUGCUCCCAGGUGUUCUUCCGCUGCUUCCUGCCAAUGCAGUAAUUGAUGAGGAAACUCCCCGAGUCGUAACUCGAAUGGGUGGUUUGCUAGAACCUUUCCAAGAUGGCCCACGCAGCAUUAAAAUGAUGGCCCCUUCUGGGUGGAAUAAAUUCGACGGAGAGGUCGGUGCCUACGAUCUCAAGUGGCAAGAUUUGGUCAGUCCUACGGAAAACAUCAAAAUUUCCUCUACUCCCGUCAAGUCUACCACAACAUCCAUCAAUGCUCUUGGAGAAGUCCAGACUGUAGGAGAUUCGCUUGCCGCAAAGCGCAAUGCGAAGCUCGUCUCGGCAACCGAAAGACAGACGGAUGGUGUUUUAUUCUACAAGUUUGAAUUCGCCAUUAGUGAUGGAACUCAUCAGCUGCUACAACUCUGCGUAUGCAAGGGAAAACUUUGGAGUAUCGAUGCCAACUCAACGGUACGUGAUCUUAUAAGGCUUGGAAUUUGGCUUCCGUUGGUCAGACUGGCUUUUCCCCUCUAACAUUUCCAUCUGAUUUUUUUACCGAACUGUUCGUCCACCAAAAUUUUAUUUCCAUGUAUGCGAAAAAUAGGAGAAGCGUUGGUCGAAGAAAGCCGAUUUGUAUGAAAAUGUUCUUGGAUCCUUCAUGCCCAAAUUGGCUUAAUUGACUUUUUAUGGAGACUUUUUUGGUAUCCACCGUGAAUAAUUACUUASGUUUGAU
Molecule: messenger RNA, 971 nt
Organism: Pseudo-nitzschia multistriata
Lineage: Eukaryota; Bacillariophyta; Bacillariophyceae; Bacillariales; Bacillariaceae
Source: the annotation of a GenBank genome assembly